Paramuricea clavata is the source of this 2085-nucleotide messenger RNA. The record is from the annotation of a GenBank genome assembly. NCBI's taxonomy places the organism in Eukaryota, Metazoa, Cnidaria, Anthozoa, Malacalcyonacea, Plexauridae.
GUGGCGACACAGUUAAACCCGGAAGCUGAAGAGUUCCAACAAAGAAACGAAAGAGCAGCAAAAACAAAUGCUAAAAAGAGACUUAAACAAUUAGCCAAAACUGUCCAAGACGGUGAGUUAUAGUUGUUUUUUAGACAUUUAGAUUGUCUAAGAAAGGGGGAGGGUGUCGUGAACUUAUUAUAUUAACAUUAAUAUUAUAAUUUAUAUUGACAUUAACUAAGUAAUUAAACUGUUUAGGUAAGCACUUUGGGUUUUAGGCUGUAAACAGAGAGGAGAGGCGUGUUAAAAUACGUUUAAAACUGAUUUAUUUGUGUGGUCUUUUCAUACUACAUUCCCCACAACCAUUUAGUUAGCUCCCAUACAUAAGCCCUUAUUUAUCCCUACCUUCUUAAUAUGCCCCAGUCAAGAAUCACUGAAAAGAAAAUAAGCCGGCAGCAGGCUGAAUAGGAAAUGCACUAUUUUAUAAUUUAUUUUUUAAUGAAUUUCUCAUUGUUUUCUGAGUAUAAGUUUUAGAAUGUACCUGGUAAGGAAACGUGUUAUAAAAAAUCUUAUUGGUGUGCUUUUAAUUUCUUAUUAUGUGGUUAUGAUUAGUUUACCCGUUCUGGAGUAAAAUUAAAGGCUGGAAUCAAGAACAACUUAUAAAUGCGGAGGGAAUGAUUCUUCCAGGCAUUGUAUAGGCAACAACUUUUGGUGCAAGAUUACCCCUUCGCCCAUUUCGUACUACUAAAUUGUAAACUAGAAAUACAUGCAUGCAACAACCCCUCGCCAAUAUUUUCCAAACAUUGUUUCAACAUGAAGUAUUUGUAAUUACUCCAACACUGAACACAGGCUCGCAUUGCUCACGUCAUGUAAUCAUGUUAGCCACGGUGACACAAUAAUUUUUUGUGCAAAACAGUAAAAAUAAAUGAAACCUGAACACUUUUAAAUACAGAACUGUCAAUUUCUAAAAUAUAUAAAGUAGGUAUAUUAUUUUGCUUUGUAUGGGCUUUAUUUUAAUGUAAAAUUCAACACGAAACUCUUCGUAAAACGUUCUUAAAUGUAAAUUGAAAUCAACCGCUUUUUUGCCGAUAAACUCUUCAACUCGAGCUAGUUUCAACUUAUUACUCGCACUUUGAAAUGAAAUAAAUUUAAUUCAUACAUGACACCAAUGAAAAUAAUUUGCUUUCCGUUCUAUCAUGAACUUGUACAAAAGUUAAUUUAACAGUAAGGAACUUUCGCAUACAAUGCAUAGCCAUAGGAAAGACUUGAACAACAAAAACAAAGUUUAUAAUAAUACAAAGUCAUACAUAAACAACUGAAACAUUUACUUGCCUUAUACUUUAGGAUUUCUCAUACUAAAUCAAUUCUCAAUGCUUGAGAUGAGAUGACCACCCAUACACCAUGCGCCCACAAUAUUUGAUGAACUUUAGACUUCGCUAGUGCGUUCCUUUCCCCGGGUGUAACUAGCCGGGCAGAAUUAGUACCCUCACUCCGCGGCAUUGGCUCGGGGACAAAUUGUAAAUUUUGACAUACUAAAACAUUAAAUUGUAAAUUUCGGCAUACUAAAACGCUCUUUUCUGACCAACAGAGUUCUGUCAAAUCUUCCCCAAAGUCCAGGAAAUGGCAUUUCAGAAACUCUAAAUUUACAAAAGAUAUGGUAGAUAGGACUUAAUUUAGGACUCUUCACUCCAGUUGCCUGUACCUUCAAUCGUUUUGUUGAUUGCAAAGAUAAUAAAGGGGAUGUAUAAACAUGUCUGUCUAAGGUGUUCUGGUUCACAUGUGACAUUAUAAAGUCAUAUAUUCCUAUUCAAAUUUAACAUAUGUAUUUUAGAUGACGUUGAAGACAGUAGCUUGGAAGAAGGCACUUACAUCAUUCGACCCUCUAACCUAUUAGUACCCAAGGUUGGAAUCACAGGACCAGAAGAGUUGUGCAAUGCAAAUUCCUGCCAAGCUCCCCAGGGCCACAACUCGCAAGCACCAAAUGCGGAGCUACCAUGGGUUCAAUGUGAUUCCCCAAGGUGUAGGAAGUGCAUGGUUUCAUCUACAGUGUGUUGGUGCCAAGGAAUUGGUUUUGUGGCUGCUCAAAGUUCGAACGAGAAAAUAUAG